UUAUUAUUUGCUAAAUUCAAAUGUGACAAGUUACGCGCUUGCAUAGAAUCGCACCGAAAAUAAUAAUAAGAAGAAGAAGUUGAAAUAGAAAAAAAACAGCGGAGUCAGAAUCAGUCAUCGCUCUACCAAACAAAGUGGUGUGUUUUGCGUGUGUGUGACAUUUUGUCUUGUUUUAUUUUCUAUAUCCUAUACAUAUAAAUAUAAUCGGUUGCAGUGCAGAAAGUGAUUCCUGGAACCAUCCAAGUGCACUUGUGUAAUGCAUUCAAUUGAGGUAUUCAACGAACGAGACCACAAUUUUAGUAUUCGACGAGCAUCAGAAUUUGAAGUACGCGACAACAAUAUUUCGAGUACCACAUGUGAACUGCAAGCACAUUUUUCGUCUACCUGUCGUUAGGAUCACAAGCAAAACGGUGAAAAUAAAGGCACACACGACGAAAUAGAUCAACCGAUUCGUACGUCGACAAUAACAACGUUAUGUGAUUUGGCGAAUAAACAGAUCCAUCGAUUUUCAAACCGUUUACGCACAACCAACAAAUAGUGAACGUCUGGCACUUUGUUUAUUCAACACUUUUUUUUGUAUUUUUCGUUAAGUGCCCGUCUCGUCGCAGAAUUCUCUCGAAACCAGUCUCUACUAUUUCCAGAGUUCUUUUUCUUUGUUUUGAAAUGUAAGAAAAAUAAACCUUUCGAAUUUUCCAACACAUUUUUUUCGAAACUGCACGUAAAGUCUAUUGGAUUUCAAUCAAACAUUCAAAUUGCACCGAUAUUUCAUCAAAUGCCUUAAAUUGAAAUUCGAACCAAGGAAAAGUGAGCGAAAAAGAAAUUUGUCAAAUAAUUUAUUUGAGGAACAUCGAUUGUACGAACAAAUUGAAUAAACAAGCAUUUAGCAAAAAAGCAAAAAGUGCACAGGUGCACGGAAACUUUCUCCGAAUAUCAACAAUACACCCACACAAAUUGGAAUCCUUUAAGUAUGGUUGGUCGUUGUUCGCAUUGCUGCAACCUCAUGAAUAAUCGAGUCGACGUUAGCGAUUUAGAAGUUGGAGCCCGGAUUCGGGUCGGCGAUAAUGAUUUGGCCACUAUAAAAUACAUCGGGAAGGUCGACGGUCACGCAGGCUUAUAUAUUGGCGUUGAAUGGGAUAAUCCAGAACGUGGCAAGCACAAUGGAACUGUUGAUGGUGUUAAGUACUUCGAAACUAGUUAUCCAACAUCUGGGUCAAUGAUACGACCUGGAAAAAUUGCUGAAUUUGAGAAUGUGCGUACGGCCAUCGAAUGUCGAUAUAUGUUUGAAGCGAUUUUGGAUAAUGAACUAUUGAAAGCCACUCAACGUCAACUUAAAGCAUCACUUUUUGAGUUUGUUAGCGACAAUAGGGUACAAGACAAAGAAAGUCAUCGCAAGGAAUUGACAACAGUUUCGCUUCCAAAUUCCAAUAUAAAUAGUGCUGGUGAUUUAUUGCCAUUUGCCAAUUUGCUUGUGCUUGAUUUGAGUGCAUCUCUCAUACCAACAUGGAAUGUUCUAGCCGAUAUUGUGAAGCAAUUGCCAAAAUUGGAGCACUUGGAUUUGACGCGAAACCGAUUGCGGCUACCAACCGAGGAGGAAAUAAUCGAGCUUGAAAAGUACUUCCGCCACUUGAAGAACAUAAAUUUGCGUCGAUGUAACUUACGACAAUGGUCGAAUGUCAUGCACAUUGCACGUCUAUGGCCAGAUAUUGAGCAAUUGUCAAUUGCAGAGAAUUCUAUAAGUUUCCUUCAACAGCCGGAUACCACGCAAAUUUUUCGCAAUUUGAAAUUUCUCGAUUUAAAGGGCAAUCCAUUGAAUUACUUUAAUGAAGUGGUUAAAUUGGGCAACAUUAAAACACUGCAAACGCUCUAUUGCAUUGCCACACACAUUGAAACGAUUCAAUUGCCCGAUUGCGCAUGGGAUGAAUAUUUGGAAAUUUUCCCAAACCUUGAAGAGUUGAAUUUGAACGAUAAUCAUUUAAUUAAUCAAGCAAUGAUAUUUAACGAAUUAGAUAAACUUCCAUCUCUUUCGAAUCUAUCGAUUACCAUAAGCGAUAACAUUGGCUAUGAGGAAACAUUCACGUGCGCAAUUGGCCAAAUCGGUAAAUUGACAAUAUUGAAUAAGAAAUUGAUAAACGCAGGCGAACGACGUGGUGCUGAAUAUGACAUAUGGAAACGGUACAGUGUUGAAUGGGUCCGAAGUAAGGAAAACAAUGAACUACGCGCAAAUCUAUUGAAGCGAUGCCGAGUUUAUCCAAAACUUAUCGAAAAAUAUGGCCAGCCGGAUGAUAUUGUAUCAAUUGCACCAAAAGUGUCGAAUUUUGUCACACUCAAACUAAUCAACGGGAACACACACCAGGCAACUAUUAAACGAAUCUCACGUAAUAUAACGGUCUUGACACUUCAACAAUUGGUUGCAAAAUUAUUGGGCGAUCAAAAAUCAAAUCAAAAGGCAGCGGUUUUGAAAUACGUUGACAAUGAAAAUAAUAUCGUCGUUGACAUGGAUAGUUUGAACAAAACAUUAGACUAUUAUUCGAUCCAAGAUGGAAACAGCGUGAUCGCUGAAUGGAAAUGAAUUCUAUACAAUGGAUUAAGUAAUCGCGGGGAAAAGACUUGUAACCUUUUUUGUGAUGUAUUUAAAUUCCUCAAUAAAAGAAAAACAAAAUAUUCGUUCAAUUAA
Messenger RNA from Contarinia nasturtii (swede midge), 2674 nucleotides. It is a transcript of the gene Tbce, whose product is annotated as tubulin-specific chaperone E. The record is from RefSeq and is a predicted model, not a curated record. The transcript is spliced from 7 exons. Bases 968 to 2569 code for a protein of 533 amino acids. NCBI's taxonomy places the organism in Eukaryota, Metazoa, Arthropoda, Insecta, Diptera, Cecidomyiidae. Gene Ontology annotation, cellular component: extracellular matrix.